Messenger RNA from Spirodela intermedia, 531 nucleotides. NCBI's taxonomy places the organism in Eukaryota, Viridiplantae, Streptophyta, Magnoliopsida, Alismatales, Araceae. The record is from the annotation of a GenBank genome assembly.
AUGGCAAACCCCAAGGUCUUCUUCGACAUCCUGAUAGGCAAGGCCAAGGCGGGGCGGAUAGUCAUGGAGCUUUUCGCUGACGUCGUCCCGAAGACCGCCGAGAACUUCCGCUGCCUCUGCACCGGCGAGAAGGGGAUCGGGCGCUCCGGCAAGCCCCUGCACUACAAGGGCUCGAACUUUCACCGGAUAAUCCCCAACUUCAUGUGCCAGGGUGGGGACUUCACGAGGGGGAACGGCACUGGCGGUGAGUCCAUCUACGGCCUCAAGUUCGAGGACGAGAACUUCAAGAAGAAGCACACUGGGCCCGGCGUCCUCUCCAUGGCCAACGCCGGCCCCAACACGAACGGGUCCCAGUUCUUUAUCUGCACGGAGAAGACCUCCUGGCUGGAUGGGAAGCACGUCGUCUUUGGGCAGGUGGUGAACGGGUACGACGUGGUUCAGGCGAUGGAGAAGGUCGGUUCCGACAGCGGGCGGACGUCUUCUCCGGUUAUGAUCGAAGACUGCGGCCAGAUCACCGACGAGCACCCCUAA